CAAGGGGUAGAGUAAAGGUCAUGCCAGCAGACAAUGGGUCAGAGGUCAAAUGUGAGGUCACCAGUCCAACUAGAGGGUCACCCAAGGUCACCUCAGCCACCCUCUCCGUCCUUUUCGCCCCGAGGGAGGUGUCAGUGUGGGCGUCGCCCAGCACAGAGGUGGAGGUGGGACAGCUGGUCACCCUCUCUUGCAGCACCUCCUCCAGCAAUCCCAAAGCCAACAUCACCUGGAGGUCAGGAGAUGCCAUGCUGCAGGGAGGGAUCACCUACUCAGUUCCUGCUGAAUUUGGAGGGAUUGGAACUAGGUCUGAAUUUCUGCUAAAAGCAGUGGCCGAGGACAAUGGAAAAGCCUUCAUGUGUGAAGCGGAGAAUGGUCUAGGAACUACAAUCCACAAGAAGAUUACUCUCAGCAUUUUACAACCACCGUCACUGACUGACGACCCGGCAACCACACAUUCUUCUUGGGUGGAUCUGGGCAAAAGUGGGCACCUUGCUUGUCAUGCACGAGCUGCUCCACCACCAAAUUUCACUUGGACUACAGAGGAUACUCAUAACAUAGAAACUAGUGAAAAAUAUAUAAUCCAUAAACCAGAGCUGCUGGACGGGUUGAUGUUAUGGGCAUCGGUGUUAGAAGUAGUAAACGUCACUCGUCAAGAUUAUGGAGAAUACCAAUGUUCUGCUACUAAUGAUCUUGGCACAGAUUCCACCUGGCUCACUCUCAAGCCACCUACACGUCCUCAUCCACCCACAAAUCUAACUAUUGUUAAUGUAAGUGAUGUGUCUGUUGUUCUGGGGUGGACACCUAACCCUCAUGCUGGGAUGCCUCUCAAUUUCACCGUGAAGUACAGAGCUGAUGAUACACUGGACUACCAGUAUGAGGAUACCGAUGGCAGCUCCACAGGAGUGAGUGUGACAGGACUCUCACCAGGAAGAAAAUACAUCUCCAGUGUACGAGGCAGGAAUGAUCAUGGGAACUCUGACUAUGUCUCACCAAAAAUCCCUGUAACUACACUUGGCACAGCUGCAGAGGCUGACGGAAGUGGCAACCAGCAUCUCACCAGUCCCCUCCUGCUAGUUGUCGUGGUGUCAACAACAGCUCUGCUUGUGCUCAAUGUCAUUCUUAUUCUCUGCUACCUACGGCAGUAUAAAAGAAGGAACAAAACUGUUAAAUCAGCAUCCUCUACCAAGAUUACCUCUUUGGCAACUCAAAGAAACACCCCAGCCUCCAGUCAGGAGGACCAACACCAUCACAUCCUUAUGUCCCUCAUUACGGAUUCCACUAAAAUUCCCAAAGGAUAUCAGGAUGGGCACCAUGACACUAAAGCUCUUGAUCAGAACAUCAAUUCAGUUUGCUCCACUUCCCCUACUAGAAAAAAACACAGAAUAUCACAGAAAAGCAGUGCCAUUAAGUGGAAUGGAACCACAAGGUGUAAAGGCAAAAUGCCAAACAAUGCUAAAGUUUACACACAAAACAAUCAUACUAAGAUUGACUCUGCCUUUUUACAUAAUCAGCUGGUUGGAAAUGGAAGAAUGUCCAUUCAUAAUAAAUUGAAAACAAAUACUAAAGAGACUACUUCACUCAUUCCAAAAUGCAAAGUUAGUGGACUUCCACAGAUACAGUUAAGAAACUCUGGCCUAGAUGAUGAUCAAAUAUCCGAAUCCUCAAAUGAAAGUACCGAUACUGCUAUUUUCUGUGAUGUCAAAACCAGCUCCCAAUCAGAGUCGGGCAUACAACAACAGAGACAUUCACACAUUCCCAAUGAACAUGAUACUCUGUCAUAUGUACAGCUAAUCAGAAAUGAAUUACAUCAACAAGCAGCAGCUCAGCAGCAGCUAAAACAAGACAAAUUUGUGAAAUUCCUCCCAGAAUGCACAACAGAAAUGCUUUUGCAUAACAACAUUGCACAGCCCUACUCUCUUGACAACCAUCAACAACCCAACUAUCACCAGGCUUGCAACUCAAGAGGAUCAGAGCCAGUCUCAAACUACGACAGCAGUAAUCCCACCAUAAAAGCCACUGUUAAGUUAACCACUGUACAGAGGCAGCAAGAUAAACCAGCACUUGGCCAUAACCCAACCACUACCGCAACUUUCAGUCCUCAGCAUCAGCCACCAUGUACAUCAUCCAAAGCACAAUUAAGCCAUUUAACACCUGAAAUGUCAAGCAAGACUCAGCAACAGCAACUAUUACCCCCUUCAACAUUCAGGGUUAAAAAAUGCUUACAACAGCCUGCUGCACCAACAAAUACUCAGCAGUGCCAUCUUCAACCUGAUUUGUCAACCAGAGCCCAAAAGCACAAACUUUCAAACAAUUCGCCAAUGCGAGUCCAGCUAUGCCAUCUACCACCUUCUCCAACACAAGCUGAACAUCGGAAUCAACCACCCAACUCAGCAAACAGAUUACAGAAUCAUAGUCUUCCACCCAGUUCACUAACAAAAGCACAACAUACCAGUAUACCACCCAACUUACCAACAAAAUCCCAAGAUUGCCACCAACCACCAUAUUUGUCAAUAAGAACUAAAAAUACUCUACCCCCUGCACCACAAAAAAAACAGCAUUACUCUUUAUCAUCAAAUUCACCAACCAAAAUAAAAAAAGACAAUCUGUCCUUUGACACAUCAAUAAAGUCACAGUACCAAUCUCCAUUUAAAUCACCUAGUAAAAACAAACACAGUAUACCAACUGACACACCAACUAGGAUAAAACAUCGCCCACCACCUGUUCCCAAAGUUCUCUAUCAGCACUGUACUCCACCCACCCCACCCAAACUACAUCAUCGUGCUCCACCACCCUCACCCAGUUUACAAAAACAUCACCCUCCAACUAUCAAGUCUAAUCUAGAACAUCCUUCACUCAUUUCAACCAGCUCUGGAUGGCCAUGUCCACCACCCAGCUCACCUUUUUUAGAGGAGCAGAUGCUUCCUCCAUCAACCCAGUCUUAUCAAACACAGUGCAGUCUUAGUCCUGACCCUGUAAGUUUACUUCCACUGUACAAAAGUGAUUGUCAAAUUAACACUGUUCCAACAACCUCAACAGCUCACCAAAAUAAUUUUACUUUUCCCAUUAACCUUAGUCAUGAGAUUCCUAAGUAUAAAUUAUCUGAAUCUAAAAAUAACACAAAUCAUGGAACUAUCAUAAAAAAUUCAUCUACCAUAAUUAACUCAUCACACCACAAUGAUUCGACCCAAAAAGAUGAUCAAUUGUCUAAGAAUGAUAGAAACACUUACCAGGGGCCAUUAAUGUCUCAGACCCAGUCUCAUGCUAUUGUGGAUGACCAAGCACCUGUGGCCACAAGCUCACCAGUAUCACGUGCACGUCGAUCCCGAUUCCCUGAUGAUUUUCUGCGGCAGAAAAGAUGUGAUAAGUUGUGACAUGUUGGUACAGCAUGCAUACUGUACAGUACUAGGUAAAGAGGAAAACCAUAAAAUAAUUUUCACUUGCUAUAAUGAAUUAAAGGAAGCAUAAACCUGUGACUUUUAUAUAUUGGUUACUUACUAAUUUUAACGUACAAAAUACAGUACAGCACCUGUAGUAAUUAUAUAAUAAAAAAAAAUGUAAUUUCCCAAGGUACAAACAUUUGUUAUAACAUGAAUUACUGUAUAUGAUAAAUUAACUAAACAUAAUGAAAAAUAUUAAUAAAUUUAAAAAGUAUAUAAUAGUAAAUUUAUUCCUUGCAUGACAUUCAGUGAAAUCCAAAAUACUGUACAGUAAUUAAAUUUUUCAAAACAAAUUUAAGGUACAUUAAUUGUAUUGGAAAUACACUUUAACCCAAACCUUCCUACUUCUUCAAACAUAAGCACAAAAAGCAAACACAUUUGUAUCAUUUUAUGGGGGGCGGUGUGCAAGACAAACAUAUAAAUUAUGACACUAGCUCUCCACAUGUCAGCUGCUUAAUUUAGAAAUUGUACUUUUGGUCGAUCUCGAACCCA
Messenger RNA from Procambarus clarkii (red swamp crayfish), 3929 nucleotides. Its product is annotated as nephrin. The record is from RefSeq and is a predicted model, not a curated record. Lineage: Eukaryota; Metazoa; Arthropoda; Malacostraca; Decapoda; Cambaridae. Gene Ontology annotation, biological process: cell-cell adhesion. Gene Ontology annotation, cellular component: plasma membrane; cell-cell junction. Gene Ontology annotation, molecular function: cell adhesion molecule binding.